Molecule: messenger RNA, 2063 nt
Organism: Culicoides brevitarsis
Lineage: Eukaryota; Metazoa; Arthropoda; Insecta; Diptera; Ceratopogonidae
Gene: fru
Product: sex determination protein fruitless
Exons: 7
Coding region: 154-1602 (482 amino acids)
Biological process (GO): regulation of transcription by RNA polymerase II
Cellular component (GO): nucleus
Molecular function (GO): protein binding
Source: RefSeq, a predicted model, not a curated record
CAAUACAAAAUAAAUAUAUAUAUAAACGGCAAACACACAAAAAAUAAUUAAAUCAAAGAAUAGUGCAAAAAAAUUAAAAAAAGGAUAACCUUGGUAUGCCUUUACAUACAGACAUUAUUGGCUAAAACGGUUUCAAGAUACAUUGCUAACACCAUGGACCAGCAGUUUUGUUUACGCUGGAAUAACCAUCCCUCAAAUUUGACAGGUUGUUUGUCUCGUCUGCUUAAGAAUGAAGCUUUAUGUGAUGUAACCUUAGUUUGUAACGAUAAGAAAUUUCAGGCCCAUCAAACAAUAUUGUCAGCAUGUAGUCCUUAUCUCGAAGAGAUUUUCUUAAAUAACAAAAUUCCCCAUCCAAUAGUUUAUAUGAUAGGCGUGGGUGCGGUCGAGAUGGCAGCCCUUCUGGAUUUUAUGUAUCAGGGGGAAGUGAAUGUGGCUCACAGUUUAUUGCAGAAAUUUUUAAAUACAGCAAGGAUUUUACAGGUUCGUGGCUUGACAGAAAACGACUCGAUGAACUUCAAGGCAGAGGAUAACGACAUAGAGAAUAACAACAUAAACAAUAACAAUUCAACGCCAAAAUUUUCAACUCAAAGUGUGCCACCGUCGUCGUACGACUCGGACCGCGAAAUUACGGACAAGGAAAUCAAGGAGGAGUCGGAGCAAUCGCAGCAGCAGCAUCAUCGGGAGCACCGCGAUAGUCGUGAGCACCGAAGCGGCGAUCGGGAUCGCGACGAGGAGCGCGAACAGCGACUGGUAUCGCGACGCAGCGCCUCCGAUCGGUCAAACAGGGAAUCAUCGACGACGCCAGUGGAUCGGGAGCAGCAAUCGUCGUCGGCAUCGCUUUCGUCGUAUCCCAACAAAAAGGCACGCACGUCGUCAGUCUGUGAUACUCCAAAUAUGCCGUUCGGUAGCACACAAGAAAGACGCUCUGACUCUGGAUUGGUAUGUUUGAGAUUUCCCCCAUCUCUCGGCAGUCAAAAACACAGUCCAACUUCGAAAAUGGAUGCGUCAGAUUUGGAUGACGGGCGUCGCAUAUCGCCGGCGUCAAAUGCAUCACGUGAUCACAUGCCAUUAAAAUCCGAUCUUGAUCUUAACAUGCCUGGACUCCAUCACGACAUACCGCCACAAUUGCUACCGCCUAACUUAUCAAUGCAUGACGAUAUUCAUGGAAUGUUGGGGAUGCAACCAUCUAUAUCAGAGCCCCCUUCUGACGACAUUCACCAUCCCAUGGAUCAUCCUGAGGGACCUGACGGGCCGGGGGGACCUUACGAUUCAAUAUCUAUCCAUCCAACAUCGCCAUCUCGUGGAGGACGCAAUAGCACCGGAAGCAGCGGCGGCGGCGGCGGUAAUGCGACAAAUGGUAGCUUUCACCAUUCCCCGCAUCACACCAUGCCUUAUCACAGUAUGUUUACGCCGAGUCGCGAUCCCGGCACAAUGUGGCGCUGUCGUUCGUGCGGCAAAGAAGUAACGAAUCGCUGGCAUCACUAUCACUCGCAUACGGCGCAACGAUCGCUCUGUCCGUACUGUCCCGCCACCUAUAGUCGCAUCGAUACGUUGCGUUCGCACCUCCGAUCGAAGCACGGCGACAAACUGAUGAAACACUAACUUUGAAUAAAUGAAAAUGCAUUUUUACAGACGGCAUUGCCCUCCCCAACAGCGACAACGACGACGCCCCGCACCUCGCCGAACAAUUCCCGCUUCCACGCAUCCAUGGCGGCAUAUCAGCAUCAUCAUCAUGAGCAGACAACGGCGCCCCCUUGCGGCUAUUGUAACAAACGCGAAUGCAUGAUCCUCUGGCAUCGCUCGUUGUACUCCAAAUACAUGUCUAGAUGGCGCCCUCGUCAAUGUCGUCUCUAAAAAUGCGUUUUUCAUUACGAAAAAAGCGAGAAAACUACACAAAAAACACAAACUAUAUCAAGAUAAAUGAUAUUUUUAAUUAUAAAGCUUUUACUAUAUUAUAUGAUAAAAAAAAUAUAUUAUAUAUAAAGAAAAUUAAAUCAAACAAUAACUAAGGAAUUUACAGGAUCAAAGAAACGAUUACUACAUAAGAAGUAAGAAGAUGAGCA